Messenger RNA from Scomber scombrus (Atlantic mackerel), 3238 nucleotides. It is a transcript of the gene nmt1a, whose product is annotated as N-myristoyltransferase 1a. Gene Ontology annotation, biological process: N-terminal peptidyl-glycine N-myristoylation. Gene Ontology annotation, molecular function: glycylpeptide N-tetradecanoyltransferase activity. The transcript has 12 exons. The coding region runs from base 2 to 1459 and encodes 485 amino acids. Lineage: Eukaryota; Metazoa; Chordata; Actinopteri; Scombriformes; Scombridae. The record is from RefSeq and is a predicted model, not a curated record. Gene Ontology annotation, cellular component: cytoplasm.
GAUGGCGGAUGAGAAUGAGACAGCACCGAUGCCGGAGAAAGAAGAUGUAGAGGACCACGGACACUGCAGCGACUGUGAAAACGAGGAGCACCACUCUGACGAUGGUGACAGGGAUCUCGGUGACGACACUGGUGCCAAGAAGAAGAAAAAGAAGCAGAAAAAGAAGAAGAAAUCUGGUGCCACAGAAGCUGCUCAGGACCCUCUUGCCAAGGUGAAUUCAUUGCCAGCUGAUAAGCUACAAGAGAUCCAAAAGGCCAUUGAACUGUUCUCUGUUGGCCAAGGUCCUGCCAAAACCAUGGAGGAGGCAACUCGGAGGAGUUACCAGUUCUGGGACACACAGCCUGUGCCUAAGCUAGGGGAAACGGUGACAUCACACGGCUCCAUUGAACCUGACAAGGACCACAUUCGUGAGGAGCCCUACAGCCUCCCACAGGGCUUCAGCUGGGACACCCUGGACUUGGGGAACUCUGCUGUGCUCAAGGAGCUUUACACCCUCCUCAAUGAGAACUAUGUGGAAGACGAUGACAACAUGUUUCGAUUUGAUUACUCUCCUGAGUUCCUGCUCUGGGCCCUGCGGCCCCCUGGCUGGUUGCCCCAGUGGCAUUGUGGGGUGAGGGUUAACUCUAACCAGAAGCUGGUAGGCUUCAUCAGUGCCAUUCCUGCCAGCAUCCAAAUCUAUGACAUAGAAAAGAAAAUGGUUGAGAUCAAUUUCCUCUGCGUCCACAAGAAGCUUCGUUCCAAACGAGUCGCUCCGGUUCUGAUCAGAGAAAUCACCAGACGGGUCAACCGGCAGGGCAUCUUCCAGGCUGUUUACACCGCUGGAGUGGUACUGCCCAAACCUGUGGGCACAUGCAGGUACUGGCAUCGCUCUCUGAACCCACGCAAACUAAUCGAGGUGAAGUUCUCCCACCUGAGCAGGAACAUGACUAUGCAGCGCACCAUGAAGUUGUACCGUCUGCCUGAGGCCCCGAAGACUUCGGGUCUGCGGCCGAUGACCAAGAAGGAUGUGCCGCUGGUACAUCGCCUCCUCCGUGAUUACCUGAACCAGUUCAACCUGGUGCCUGCAAUGAGCCCAGAAGAGGUGUCGCACUGGCUGCUUCCCCGGGAGAAUAUUAUCGACACUUUCCUGGUGGAGAAUGAUGGCAAGGUGACUGAUUUCCUGAGUUUCUACACACUGCCUUCUACCAUUAUGAACCACCCUGUGCACCGCAGUCUAAAAGCAGCGUACUCCUUCUACAACGUGCACACCACCAUCCCCCUGCUUGACCUGAUGUCUGAUGCUCUCAUCCUGGCCAAAUCGAAAGGGUUUGAUGUCUUCAAUGCACUGGAUCUAAUGGAAAACAAGACUUUCUUGGAGAAGCUUAAGUUUGGCAUUGGUGACGGGAAUCUUCAGUAUUAUCUGUACAAUUGGAAGUGUCCCAGCAUGGGGUCGGAAAAGGUUGGGUUAGUGCUGCAGUGACAUCCCUACAUGCCAUAAACAAGUGUCACCAACAGGCCAGGAGACCGCACCAUCGCACUGACCACCCAACAGAUGGAGUGACGACGUCCUGCUUCAGGAAAGGAAACCCCACCGCCCAUUUUUACUUUUUGACCUUUUGAACUUUGACCUGCACUACCGCUGCCAGGCAGGGAGGCGGAGAGAGUCUUCCUCCUCCCUCGAUCACAUGGACCUUAAGCCAUUGUAGUUACCAUCCCCAACAACUGCAUAACAUCUGAAAGCUGUCUUGAUUGUACCAAACACGCAUACACACUGACAAACAGUUUGCACAGAUUACUGUAUACCAAACACUCUGUUGGCAUACCAACGAACGUUCAGUACAUGUAAAUAAUAUCAAACAUAACAGCAAAUUAUGCCCGUCACACACACACACACACACACACACACACACACACACACACACACAUACACAUACACAUACACAUACACAUACACAUACACAUACACAUACACACAUACACACACACACACACAAACUAGAACCUACUGUUUUAUUUUAUUCCUAAAUGUUGGAAAUGCUUUUUGCAAUUUAAAGAUCUGUCAUCCUUAAGUUUUAGAGAUAAAAAAAAUUCAAAAUGAUCAAAAAAGAUUUUAAAGAAGAAAAGGCUCAAAAAGAUGAGGUAAUAAAUACCAAAAGUGGACACCAGAUAAGGGCUUCUGAUUUUUCUUGUCAUGCUUGACCCUGUCUUUUUUUUUUUUUUUCAUUUUUUAUUUUAAUUUUUCUCAUCAAACCCCUUGUUCUACCAGUCAUUAUGGUGUUGUUUCAACACUGCUUGCAGAAGAUGUACAUGCUGGAGUUGGCAUUCAUGUUCUGGAGUUUUUCUCAUCUGUAUUAACUUUUAUGACUCUGCUGUCCAGCUUUACUGCACUAACACAAGAAGCCCUGCUCAGAGGCAAAUAAAUCACAGACUUGACAAAAAAAAAAAAAGGACCAGCUCAGUUGAAGAACAUAAUCUCAAUCAUUUUGGACGAGGCUGGACUGCCACACAUAGGUGGAAGGCAUUCUGACGGGGUUUACUCGACACGUUCAUCAGCAGGGAUCAGAUUUGUAAUGACACCUCUCGAGUUAACUGCGUCCCAGUUGCAAUGUCCACUGGUGUGGACUCAGACUUUUUGACUUUGGUCUGUGAGGACAGUGGAAAGUUGUUGAGUGCUUUGACCUCUCUCUGGGGGCUUUCAUUUAUCUGCAACUAUGCAGAGAAAAUCACAAAGGAAGUCUUAAAUAGUCACACAAAUUAAGAUGAGAGAAAAACUACAAGUUUACAUGCACCUAGCAAACACUGUUGGGCUCUUUGCUGUAUAAAUGAUUUUGUCUCAUUUGAUUAAAUAUGAUCACUACUAACAUGCUUCAGACAUGCAGUUUUACUAACAUGAGAUAUAAGCCUCGCUUGUAACAUUUCAUAAAGUGCGGUCUUCUUCUUCAUACAGUAUUCAGAGCGUUACGCAAAUCAUGCAGGUGUUGUCAGUGAAAGUCUGUGAAAGUUCAAGGUGGAUGUUGGAGCUGGGCCAGUGAACUGCAGUCUGGACAGCUGUGGGUGGGUGGUAAUGAUGACUGGGGAGGGGGGAGAAAUGCCCCCAGUUUAAAGUGUUUCUUAUGUAAAAUGUUGAUUGUGUUUGCAAACAAAUGUUAAAGAAUUAAUGGGUCUCAUGGUGUUAUGAUGCAGGAGAAGAAUGUGAUGAAUGCAGGUGAUUUUUUUUCUUUUUUUUUGAGCAAAAAAUAAAAUCUAGAAGUUGCUGUGA